Molecule: messenger RNA, 2040 nt
Organism: Pipistrellus nathusii (Nathusius's pipistrelle)
Lineage: Eukaryota; Metazoa; Chordata; Mammalia; Chiroptera; Vespertilionidae
Source: the annotation of a GenBank genome assembly
AUGAUAAGCGCCAGCCGAGCUGCGGCAUCCCGUCUCGUCGGCGCUGCAGCCUCCCGGGGCCCUACGGUCGCCCGCCACCAGGAUGGUUGGAAUGGCCUUAGUCAUGAGACUUUUAGAAUUGUUUCAAAGCGGGAUUAUGCAUCAGAAGCAAUCAAGGGAGCAGUUGUUGGUAUUGAUUUGGGUACUACCAAUUCCUGUGUGGCAGUUAUGGAAGGUAAACAAGCAAAGGUGCUGGAGAAUGCUGAAGGUGCCAGAACCACCCCUUCAGUUGUAGCCUUUACAGCAGAUGGUGAGCGACUUGUUGGCAUGCCUGCCAAGCGACAGGCUGUCACCAACCCGAACAACACAUUCUAUGCUACCAAGCGUCUUAUUGGCCGGCGAUAUGAUGACUCUGAAGUCCAGAAAGACAUUAAAAAUGUUCCCUUUAAAAUUGUCCGUGCCUCCAACGGUGAUGCCUGGGUUGAAGCUCAUGGAAAACUCUAUUCUCCGAGUCAGAUUGGAGCAUUUGUGUUGAUGAAGAUGAAAGAGACUGCAGAAAAUUACCUGGGGCAUACAGCAAAAAAUGCUGUGAUCACAGUCCCAGCUUAUUUCAAUGACUCUCAAAGACAGGCCACUAAGGACGCUGGUCAGAUAGCUGGACUGAAUGUGCUUCGGGUAAUUAACGAACCCACAGCUGCUGCUCUGGCCUAUGGUCUAGACAAGUCAGAAGAUAAAGUCAUUGCUGUAUAUGAUUUAGGUGGUGGGACUUUUGAUAUUUCUGUCCUGGAAAUCCAGAAAGGAGUAUUUGAAGUUAAGUCCACCAAUGGAGACACUUUCUUAGGUGGUGAAGACUUUGACCAGGCCUUGCUACAACACAUUGUGAAGGAGUUUAAAAGAGAGACGGGGGUUGAUUUGACCAAAGACAACAUGGCACUUCAAAGAGUUCGGGAAGCUGCUGAGAAGGCUAAGUGUGAACUCUCCUCGUCUGUGCAGACUGACAUCAAUUUGCCAUAUCUUACAAUGGAUGCAUCUGGACCUAAGCAUUUGAAUAUGAAGCUGACCCGGGCUCAGUUUGAGGGGAUUGUUGCUGAGCUAAUCAGGAGGACCAUCGCACCAUGCCAAAAAGCCAUGCAAGAUGCAGAAGUCAGCAAGAGUGACAUAGGAGAAGUGAUUCUUGUUGGUGGCAUGACUAGAAUGCCCAAGGUUCAGCAGACUGUGCAGGAUCUCUUUGGCCGAGCCCCAAGUAAAGCUGUCAAUCCUGACGAGGCUGUGGCCAUGGGAGCUGCCAUUCAGGGAGGUGUGUUGGCUGGUGAUGUCACAGAUGUGCUGCUCCUGGAUGUCACUCCCCUUUCUUUGGGUAUUGAGACUCUGGGAGGUGUAUUUACCAAGCUUAUUAAUAGGAACACCACUAUUCCAACCAAGAAAAGUCAGGUGUUUUCUACAGCUGCUGAUGGUCAGACUCAAGUGGAGAUUAAAGUGUGCCAGGGUGAGAGAGAGAUGGCUGGAGACAACAAACUUCUUGGACAGUUUACUUUGAUUGGAAUUCCCCCAGCCCCACGAGGAGUCCCUCAGAUAGAAGUUACAUUUGACAUUGAUGCCAAUGGGAUUGUACAUGUUUCUGCCAAAGAUAAGGGUACAGGACGCGAGCAGCAGAUUGUGAUCCAGUCUUCUGGUGGGCUAAGCAAAGAUGAUAUUGAAAAUAUGGUUAAAAACGCAGAGAAGUAUGCUGAGGAAGACAGGCGAAAGAAGGAACGAGUUGAAGCAGUUAAUAUGGCUGAAGGAAUCAUCCAUGAUACAGAAAGCAAGAUGGAGGAAUUCAAGGACCAAUUGCCUGCUGAUGAGUGCAACAAACUAAAAGAGGAGAUUUCCAAAAUGAGAGAGCUCCUGGCUCGAAAAGAUAGUGAAACUGGAGAAAACAUAAGGCAGGCAGCAUCUUCCCUUCAGCAAGCGUCAUUGAAGCUCUUUGAAAUGGCAUACAAAAAGAUGGCCUCUGAGCGAGAAGGCUCUGGAAGUUCUAGUGCUGGGGAACAAAAGGAAGAUCAAAAAGAGGAGAAACAGUAA